Actinia tenebrosa (Australian red waratah sea anemone) is the source of this 2367-nucleotide messenger RNA. RefSeq lists its product as uncharacterized. NCBI's taxonomy places the organism in Eukaryota, Metazoa, Cnidaria, Anthozoa, Actiniaria, Actiniidae. The record is from RefSeq and is a predicted model, not a curated record.
AUGCCACGAUUUAACGUUGGUCGGCUGAUGAAACGAAGGAAACAAAUUAAAGAAGCUGAGAGAAAAAGAAAGAUUCUAAACGAUGAACUGGAGGUAAAGUCGAAAAAGAUCAGAGCAAAAGAUGCAAAACUUCGGCGAUUGAAUGAGAAGGUAGACAGUUUAGUGCAAGAGAUAGAAGAGGUAGAUGAUAUUAGAGUUGAGCUGAGAAAUGAAGAAGAAAAGGCAGAUUUUUUACCAUCGCGCGCUGUUAACGCAAGGAAGAAGAAGGAGACAGGGCAGAGAUUGAAGCCGACAACAUCAAGAAAGCGCAGAAGAGAGACACUGGGAGCUGCAAAGGAGAUCCAUGAAGGUGAAAAGGGGGCAAGAUAUGGCUUGGUCGACACUGUGGACAAAGCUGUCAAGGCAGAGGAAGCAGUCAAGAUCAUAGAGGAAGCCAAGUGUAAUAAUCUAAAGCAGAAGGUUUUCCCUAAGUUGUAUAGAAAAUCCUUAGUUGAGUUUGAGAAGUCUGACUCCAACAUGGUUAGAUCAGUGGCUGUAUAUUAUAGUAAUGGUGUAAUGGGUAAGAAAAAAUAUCGUUCCACCUAUAAAGCUAGUUCUUUUAAAGUUAAUAACCAGACAACUUCUCAUAGCCCUAGAUCAAAAGCUAGUCGUUUAACAGUAGCAGGCUGCCCCAUUCCAAAGUUGGUGCCGUACCACAGGUUAAAUUCCUUCAUCAGUGAUAUCAACAUAGGUACUCUAUAUAGUGUAUGGGAUACUCUUUGUUGGGAUUUGGAUGAGAGGGAAAAGGUUGCUGGGGUGUAUCGAAACCUAGAAGAGCUCGUAAUUAAUCUAGCUUCAUUUUAUCUUAAUAAUAAUUAUGAUAUUUUGAGUUUUGGUAAUCCUGAUACAUUCCAUGUUGCUUUGGGUGGUGAUGGAGCUCCUUGUGGCAAGGAUGAUACAGCUGUAGCCUGGCUUGUCAGUAUUUUAAAUAUUGGGCAAGGCGUAUUGAGUAGUUCAGAGAACUUCCUUCUUUUUGGAGCUAACUGUGAUGAGAGCUGUGUACCAGUUAGAAGAUUUGUUUUGCAACUGAUGAAAGAUAUUGACAGAAUUGAGAAGACUACCUUUCCUAUUUCCUGCAAUAAUGGCAACGUGCGUCAGAUCAAGUUUCUUUUUUCAGAAUUCCCAAACGAUAUGAAAAUGCUGUGUUUUUUAACAGGUGAGUUAAGUAAUAGUGCUACUUAUUUUUCUUCUUUUGCUGACGUAUCAACAGAAAGCCUGAAAUCUAAAACUGCUCUCACUGGUACUUUUGGACCUGAAACAUCAAAUCAAUGGAAGCCAUGGAAGUAUGACCACCGAGUGAAAGUUGCUGCUGCUGUUGAAAAGCUGAAAUCCAAGGUUAGCAAAGAAAAAAUCACAGAAACCACAAAGAGAAGUAAGAUCACAGCAUUCAUCUCACAGCAGGGUAGCAGACAAGAAUUUAUCCCUAUUAUAGGUAAACGAGUCGAUAGAAUUCAUGUUGAUCCUUUGCAUCUUAAAAACAAUGCUUGUGCUUAUGCCUGUAAUGAGUUACUUAAUCAGUGCUCAAAGAAUGUGUCAGGUGUUUCUUCUUUUUCAAAACUUCCAUCACAUUCAAAACUGGUAAGAUAUGUUGAAACAUUACGAACAAAAUGUAAUCUUCCAAGAGUGGCAAAAAAAGUUAUCAAGUGGUUUGAGGAUUCCAAAAAUUCUCAAAAGGACAAAUUUGACUAUCGCUUCACAGGUAAGGAUUCACGCAUGUUUUUGCAUAAUUUCAUGUUUUUAUUUGAGAUCAUAGAAGAAGGGAGUGAUGGACAACACUAUCAGCAACGUUUGUAUGCUCUUGUCCUUAUUUGUCUUUGUUUGCGAGAUGCAGUUUCUCUUUUUUGUCGCACUGAUAUCACAGGUGAUCAGGUAAGUAAACUGAAAGACUUAUGUUCUAUUUAUUAUCGUGCUUACUAUGUUUUUUAUUCAGUGAACCCCACAGUUUGGACUCUUGGACAUGUUGUUGCCUCACACACUGAAGAUAUGCUGAUGAAGUAUGGGGUGGGUUUGGCCCUGAACUCAAUGGAGGGGAGGGAGGCAAAACAUAUCUCAAUUGCCAAGUUUUCGCAAAAUACUUUCUUCCAAAAUCGCUGGCAGCAAAUAUUCCGCCAUGAAUAUGUUUCUCUCAUUUGGCUGAGAGAGAGGGGUUUCAAUCUUUCUAGUAAUUAUCAAUCGAAACUGUCAUACAUCCCUAAACGUGCUGCUCUACCAUCCUUUUUCAACUGUGGAUUUAGCAAGGAGGAAAAUGAUGAAAAAUGUAGGUUUUGUUGCCAUCCCUUGAUGGACAAAGUUAAUGUAAGUAUGGAAAAAGGUAAGUGGGUAAACUAG